UGCUUUUUCACUCUCUUAAUGAUGUCCUUUGAUAAACAGAUUUUUCCUAGCCUAUUCCAAGUAAGCAGUAUUUUCCUAUGCCUCUCUAACCUCACUACCUCUGCAUGGGGGUGGGGAAUCAUUAACAAAUUUGAGAGCUUUGUGCCUGGAGUAGUUAGUGGGCAAGGAGCCAAGAAUGAGGGAAGAACUGGGAUGAAAGCAGAAUUGGGAAAUGGCAGUAAUAUGAGCAGCCCAAAUAUUCACCCAAAUGUAUUACGAAGUGGGGAGGGGCUUAGAGCCAAGGUGGCAGCCGUAUCCAGUUGUGUGUUAGUUCUCUUUUAUUUAUGAACAUUCAUGCUUAGGCCCAAGCCCAGCUCCUAUGUAGUAGUCUUUUUGGAGGUCACGUAUGUUUGGAAGCUCAUAGUAGACAUGUAUUUGGUUCUAACUGGGAAAGUAUGCUGAACUCUGGCUGGCUGUUUGCAGCUUCUUCCUCCACACCUUCCACAUUUCAUACAAGAACCCCUCAGGCACAUGAGGGACCCAAUACUAAAUAUGUAUCCUUGUAGGUGCCCUUCCCAGCCUCUCAUUGACAGUUUUGACCAUCAUCAAAGUCCUGAGGCCUGGGAGAGCAGGAACCUAUUGUUUCAGGCAUCAGUGACUUUUGAGGACGUGGCUGUGUACUUCACUGAGAAGGAACGGGCCAGCCUGGUGCCUGCUCAGAGGGCCCUGUACAGGGAUGUGAUGCUGGAGAACUGUGGGGCUGUGGCCUUCCUAGCAUCACCCACUUCCAAACCAGCUCUGAUCUGUCAUCUGGAACAAGGGAAAGAGCCCUGUUUUACCCAGCCACAGGGAGCCCUAAGCAGGAGGAGCAGGAGAACAGACCGUACAGGGUAA
Molecule: messenger RNA, 873 nt
Organism: Ceratotherium simum simum (southern white rhinoceros)
Lineage: Eukaryota; Metazoa; Chordata; Mammalia; Perissodactyla; Rhinocerotidae
Source: RefSeq, a predicted model, not a curated record